Columba livia (rock pigeon) is the source of this 483-nucleotide messenger RNA. RefSeq names its product circumsporozoite protein-like. The annotation marks the transcript as partial. NCBI's taxonomy places the organism in Eukaryota, Metazoa, Chordata, Aves, Columbiformes, Columbidae. The record is from RefSeq and is a predicted model, not a curated record. The transcript has 3 exons.
AACCCUAACCCUAACCCUAACCUUAACCCUAACCCUAACCCUAACCCUAACCCUAACCGUAACCCUAUCCCUAACCCUAACCCCAACCCUAACCGUAACUCUAACCUUAACCCUAACCCUAACCCUAACCCUAACCCUAACCCUAACCCUAACCCUAACCCUAACCCUAACCCUAACCCUAACCCUAAUGCUAACCCUAACCCUAACCCUAACCUUAACCCUAACCCUAACCCUAACCCUAACCCUAACCGUAACCCUAUCCCUAACCCUAACCCCAACCCUAACCGUAACUCUAACCCUAACCCUAACCCUAACCCUAACCCUAACCCUAACCCUAACCCUAACCCUAACCCUAACCCUAACCCUAACCCUAACCCUAACCCUAACCCUAACCCUAACCCUAAUGCUAACCCUAACCCUAACCCUAACCCUAACCCUAACCUUAACCCUAACCCUAACCCUAACCCUAACCCCAACCCUAAC